AUGAGUAAUAAUAAUAAUAAUAAUAAUAAUAAUAGUACAACACCAUCUACUCAUGAUCAUGAUUUAGAUACUACUUCAUUAGCAUCAUCAAAUGUAAGUCAUCAUCAACAUGAUAAUCCAGUUUAUAUCCAUCAUGAUGAUGACGAUGAGUCGUACCAUACGAAUUUUUCAAAAGAGCUACAUCCCGACCCAGUAUUGGGCCCCCUUGCUGAUUUAGAAAAAGAUAUUUCAUCUAUUGAUUCAAAUAAAGAUGAUCAAAUAGAUUUAGAAAAUCAACCACAAAUUAUACCAAGUUCAUUAUCUAAAAAAUCAAUAACUCUGAUAAAGUCAUUAAAAGUUAAACGAAAAGAUAAAAGAGGUUUACUUGCUUCAUUAGUUGUUAUUCCUGAAUAUUAUGAUGCUAGAGAUUAUCCAAUAAAGAUUAAGUAUAUUAUUGUAACUAUAAUUGCAUUAGCUUCAGUUACUGGUCCAAUGGGUACUUCAAUAAUGUUACCUGCAAUUGAUGAUAUUGUUGCAAAAUUACAUACUUCAAAUAGUAUGGUUAAUGUUUCAGUUGGUGUUUAUAUGUUAGCCUUGGGGAUUUUUCCCAUGUGGUGGUCUUCAUUUAGUGAAAGAUUUGGUAGAAGAUCAGUUUAUUUAAUUUCAUUUGUUUUAUUUGUUGCUUUUUCAAUUGGUACUUCAUUGUCUCCAAAUAUUGCAGCAUUAAUAAUAUUAAGAGUAUUACAAGGUGGUUGUUCUGCAUCAGUUCAAGCUGUUGGAGCAGGAACAAUUGCUGAUUUAUUUGUCCCUAAAGAAAGAGGAGUAGCUAUGGGUUGGUAUUAUCUUGGUCCAUUAAUGGGUCCAUUUCUUGCUCCUAUUUUAGGUGGUGCUGUUGCUCAAGCAUGGGGUUGGAGAGCAACACAAUGGUUAUUAAUGAUAUUUUCUGCUUGUAAUUUAAUACUGAUGACUUUUUUCCUUCCUGAAACAUUAAGAAGAGCUGAUAAUUUACAAAUUUUAAUGAAUCAAAACAACAAAAUUGAGAAGAUAAUAUCUAGAAGAUCAAAUAUGUCACAAGAAGAAAAAGAAGAAGAAGAUCAAGUGCCGGUAAUGGAUCCGGUCAUGCCUACAAUGUCAAGAGUUACAACUAAUCAAUCAGCAUAUUCUAGAAGAAUUACACAAGAAUAUGAAAAAGGAGAAUUAAAAAAAACAUUACUGAAUAUUUCCAAAAAAUCGGAACAUAAUAAAUUUGAAUCUUUUAAAACUAAUUUAUAUGAUAUUUUUAUUAGACCAUUACAUUCAGUUGUUUUAUUAACUUAUCCGCCAGUUAUAUUAGUUAUUACAUUUUCAGGAUUAUCAUUUGCUGCAAUUUAUUUUUUCAAUAUGACAAUCUCAUACGAAUAUGCAAGAUCACCAUAUAAUUUUUCAGAAAUUAUAGUUGGAUUAAUGUAUAUUCCUAAUUCAGUUACGUAUUUAAUUGCUUCAAUUAUAGGUGGGAAAUGGAAUGAUAGAUUAAUUAACAAAUAUGCUGAAAAACAUGGUGAAUUAAUUCCCGAGGCUAGAUUAUCUUGGAAUUUAGUAAUUGCGGUAAUUUUAUAUCCAAUGGCAUGUUUAAUAUUUGGAUGGACUAUAAAAUAUGGUGAAUUUUGGGUUAUUCCAUUGAUUGGAUCAGCAAUUUGUGGAUUUGCAAGUAUGUUAGUAAUAGGAACUACUGUUACUUAUUUAGUUGAUAUAUUACCUGGAAAAGGUGCUACUGGAGUUGCAUUAAAUAAUUUAAUUAGACAGAUACUAGGUGCUGUUGCUACGUUCAUUGUUGAACCAUUAUUAAAUGCUAUAGGUGCUGGAAUUUUAUUUUCUAUAAUUGCCGGUUAUUUAAUUGUUGCAAGUUCUGUUUUAUUAUAUUUAAAGAAAAGAGGAUUUUACUAUAGGGAACAUUAUGAUAUAAUGAAAUUUUAUGAAAAGUUGUAA
Messenger RNA from Insectozyma verbasci, 1944 nucleotides. The record is from the annotation of a GenBank genome assembly. NCBI's taxonomy places the organism in Eukaryota, Fungi, Ascomycota, Pichiomycetes, Serinales, Debaryomycetaceae.